UUUGCCUCCGUCUACCAUGUCAAUUCACUCUGAUACCAAAGACUCCAAGAUUACGGGCGGUGACUCCGAUGUGGCCGAACGAAGAGCUCAACAAUGGACUGAAGCUGAGGAACGAAGGCUCGUACGAAAGAUAGAUUUUCGGUGCAUGCCUGCGCUGGUCAUCCUCUUCAUUCUAAACUUCAUUGUGCGAGGGAAUCUAGCUAAUGCUCGUCUGAAAGGCCUGCAGAGUGAUCUCCAUCUUAAUGAUACUCAAUACGCGACAACCCUUUCCGUCUUAUUCGCGGGAUACAUUUUUAUGCAAGUUCCCUCGAAUCUAGUUAUGAACACCAUCCCAUAUCCUCGUCUCUUCAUCUCGGCGGUUGUCAUUCUUUGGGGAGGAAUCUCUGCCUUGACAUCCCUCUGCCACGACUUCUCGCACCUUGUCGUUUGUCGGUUCUUUCUCGGAUUUGUCGAGGCUGCUUUCUAUCCCGCGUCUGUAUACUACCUCUCGAGAUGGUACACUCGCAAAGAGAUCGGGUUUAGAAUUGCUUUUCUGAACGCCGGGAACAUGCUGGCCCAAGGUCUAGGUGGACUACUUGCCGCAGGAAUUCUUGGUGGAAUGGAAGGUACCAGGGGUAUUCGGGGAUGGCGAUGGCUCUUUAUUAUCGAAGGGACCAUUACCGUCGCGUUCGGUUGCCUGAUUCCCUUCGUCUUGGCCGACUACCCCUCAACGACCAAGUCCCUCUCUGAGCGAGAGCGCUUGAUCGCACAGGGCCGUCUCGUAAAGGACGUUGGGAUCGUGGAUAAUCCCGAUGAGGAAGAACGCUCCGGCUCUGGCGUUUUCCAUGGUCUCCUGCAGGCCAUAACCGACGUCAAAGUUUGGGGACUGGCAUUUAUGUAUUUCACAUAUAUCAUGGGCCUGUCGUUCAGUCAGUACCUCCCAACCAUCACCGCUACACUCGGGUUUUCCACUACCAUCACGUUGUUGCUCACCUUUCCUCCUUGGGCUUUCGCCACUUUAUUUGCGCUUGCAAAUUCAUGGCACUCGGACCGGACGGGCGAGAAGUUCGGACACAUUGCGCUCAGUUAUGGGUUUGCGCUUCUGGGAUAUAUUGUCGCCCUUUCAGCGAAAACGGUGGCCGGAAGAUAUGUCUCUCUUUUUGGGAUGUGCAUGGGUUUCAGUGGCAAGUACAAUUCGCCGUCAAGCGUCCGCAUUGUCACAGACCCAUUCUUUGAAGGUGGUAUCAUUUUGCUCGGUUGGAUUAGUACAUCCAUCCCCCGACCGCCUGUGAAGAGGGCAGCAUCUAUCGCUUUUGUCAACGGAUUUGCCAACAUCGGUCAAAUUCCCACGUCUUAUCUAUGGCCUUCCAAGUGGGGCUCUAAGUACUGGCAAUCGUUUACCACCGAGAUAUGUCUUCUCGUAUUGAGUUUGUCCAUUGGAUUUGUGUACCGCCAAUACUUGAUCUCACUGAAUAAAAAGAUCGAGAAAGGAGAGGCAGAAGCUUUCGAUGCGAGUGCCAAAGUCAUUGAGCAAAGUGCAGACUUGGUGAAUGUAACAGCACAAGACGAACGGGAGAGGGUCCAAUCUUUCAGAUAUCUAUACUGAUUCGAUGUUAAUAACACACACACACACCACUUUCUCCUAUAACGGAACGGAACAUGCUAGUGUAUAUCGUAUUUUCUUAUGCCAAGUGACUAGUGAAACAUAUGCGUUCCAGGAAAGGGUCCAAUAGCUGAC
Molecule: messenger RNA, 1717 nt
Organism: Guyanagaster necrorhizus
Lineage: Eukaryota; Fungi; Basidiomycota; Agaricomycetes; Agaricales; Physalacriaceae
Product: MFS general substrate transporter
Exons: 15
Coding region: 17-1585 (522 amino acids)
Biological process (GO): transmembrane transport
Cellular component (GO): membrane
Molecular function (GO): transmembrane transporter activity
Source: RefSeq, a predicted model, not a curated record